This is a messenger RNA of Selaginella moellendorffii, 1716 nucleotides long. Its product is annotated as probable serine/threonine-protein kinase PkwA. The coding region runs from base 21 to 1568 and encodes 515 amino acids. The record is from RefSeq and is a predicted model, not a curated record. The transcript is spliced from 3 exons. Lineage: Eukaryota; Viridiplantae; Streptophyta; Lycopodiopsida; Selaginellales; Selaginellaceae. Gene Ontology annotation, molecular function: protein binding.
CAGCGCCGAGAGGGAAGAAAAUGUAUACUUGCAAGAAAACCAGGAGCAGCAGCAGCACUGGGAUCGAUCGAAAGCCGGCGGCCAAAGUUUCCAAUACCAAUAGCUCGAGCACGAGAAAUCCUUCCCUCGAGCAAGGCUAUGCUUCUAAGAGGUCUGCUUCUUUGUCUGGCGUCACCACAGAUCUUCGAAGAACCAGCCUCGAGAGCAAGCCCAGCAGCACCAUUUCCACCGGAGUUUUCAAGCCAGCGCCUCCACUUCCAGCUCUAGGAAGGCCCCGAGAUUCCAGAGUUCGUCCCAAGUUCGACCUCCGGCUAAACGAACCUCCACCACACUCGAGCAUGAUGGAGCCGGAUCAGCCAUCUUCAUCGGCUUCUUUCAAGCGAGAGGCCACCACUCCCCCAUUCGCUUGCGAGACUGUUCCUUGCAAGAACCCCGCUUGCCACCCCGGCUCAUCCGACUUCCAGGCCCCAGUGAACGACUUCUUCUUGCAGAAGAGCUGGAUCAAGGGACCCUCCGAUCCGUCCGGUACCGUCGUGAGCCUCUCGGACCGCCCCAGCCUGUGCAUGAGCGUCCACGGCUCGGAGCUGGCCGUUGGAUCCUCCGACCAUGCCAUCUACACCAUCGACGUUGGAACUUGCGGGCUCACCAGGAUCAUGCACGGGAAAUCUUACGGCCACACCGACUGGGUCACUUGCCUGGAUCAUCUGCCAGACGGAAGAAUCGUUAGCGGCGGAAUGGACAACAAGCUAUGCCUGUGGGACAAACGAGGUGUUCGAAGCAGGGACCUCAAAGGACACACUGCGUCUGUGUCGGGAGUUAAAGCCGGUGUUUUCAACCAAGGGAGUAUAGCAGUCAGUGCGAGCUAUGACAGGACUUUAAUCCUCUGGGAUCUGGGAGGACCUUCGGGGAGAGAGGUAGCAAAGCUGGCAGGACACAAGGCACCAGUCAUGGAAUUCGCAGGAACGCCGAGAGGGAGGCUUGUGAGUGGCUGCAGGGACGGGACUGUGAUACUCUGGGACGUGGACGGGAGGUCUCCCGUCUUGCAGUGCAAGAACGCUCAUAAAGGCCACGUUACAGCGUUAAAGGCAGUAGAGGAGGAGGCAGGGGACGUGUUUCUCUCAGGAGGGCAGGAUGGCUUACUUCAAGUCUGGGACUCUCGAUGCAGGCAGCCAGUCCACACUGCUUGUCUCCACAGAUCUGCAAAAGGCGUUGGAGCACUCACCUGCAUUGCAGUGGCGAAGAACACAACCUGUGGAUGUCCCCUGGUCACAACAGCAGGCGCGGACAGAGUACUGAAGGUCCUUGACGUAAGAGCGUCCUUUAAUGCGGUCUUUACUCUGGAAGAUCACCAGGAUUUUAUAUACAGCCUCUACAUGAAUGGCUCGCUGGCUUGGAGCGGUGGAGGCGACGGAUCUCUUCUGGUGCACGACGUUGAGCGCGGUAAGUGCCUCUAUGGCUUGGGAGCGAUCAAAAACGGUGCCGUGAGAGGAAUCUCUCUCGCUGGUGACGCGCAAGAGAAGCUUGUUGUCACUGGAGACGAUGGUAACGUGAUGCUGUACUCUCUUUAGUUUUCACAGAGGACCUGUGUAUAUACAAAAGAUUAGCAAGGAGAAAGCGAAGUAUAUAAACCUGUGAUGAAUGUUCUCCCAAUGUACAAAAAAUUUCUGUAAGUAACAAAAAAUGACAAGGGAGAUUAUUCAAAACGCGAUCAGAUCA